Molecule: messenger RNA, 753 nt
Organism: Ostreobium quekettii
Lineage: Eukaryota; Viridiplantae; Chlorophyta; Ulvophyceae; Bryopsidales; Ostreobiaceae
Source: the annotation of a GenBank genome assembly
AUGAAGCCAGAGAAGAUCAGGUCCAAGAUUCUGGAGAUUAUGAGAGAUCCAAACCUCAGCGACGCGGAAAGGAGCCGGCAGCGGCAGCAAUUGAUGAGUGGACAGUGGAGCACAGCUCGCCAAAAGGAGCACCCCGAAGGGCGGCCGCAGGGUGAGGUCACCCCGAAAGACUCGGAUUACGUUCUUGCCAACCACGCUGACCAAGUCCUGGCAGCCGCCAUUCGCUUGGCACGUGUUGGUCAAGAACGAGCCCCACUUUCCCAUGACUUCAAACGCGUCAACAAUGAGGAUCGUCCUGAUGAGGCCUUCACAACAGAAAGGGCAAAACGAACAGGGAGGGCCAACGCCGCCAGUGGUCGAAUCAUGGUCAAUGUCCCCAACGACCACUUUGGGCCCAUCCUACCAGAGCAUGAUCCCAGGGGCCGGGGUGUUUUGGUGGGUGAUUGGUGGAAGGACCGUCUUGACUGUCGGCAGUGGGGUGCCCAUCUACCUCACGUUGCUGGAAUUGCAGGACAAUCUUCAGUUGGGGCGCAAUCGGUGGUGCUUUCAGGUGGCUACGAAGAUGAUCGUGAUGAGGGUGAAUGGUUUCUUUACACGGGGUCCGGUGGAAGAGAUCUGAGUGGAAACAAGCGAACCAACAAGGUUCAGUCCUUCGACCAACAAUUUGAAAAUUCGAAUCUGGCCUUGAAGUUGUCUUGUACCAAGGGCUUGCCUGUGCGAGUGGUUCGUUCCUGCAAGGUGGGUGGCAGCUGA